Drosophila biarmipes is the source of this 4095-nucleotide messenger RNA. RefSeq lists its product as uncharacterized. Gene Ontology annotation, biological process: spermatogenesis. The coding region runs from base 31 to 3603 and encodes 1190 amino acids. The transcript is spliced from 9 exons. Lineage: Eukaryota; Metazoa; Arthropoda; Insecta; Diptera; Drosophilidae. The record is from RefSeq and is a predicted model, not a curated record.
CUGGGGAAAAAAGCUUCCAAAAAUUCCAGAAUGAACGGGCGACCCAUGAUGGAAGUCCUUAAAUUGCAAAUCAAAACAUUAUUAAUCGAAAAUCAGCAAAUUUCAAGUGCCAGAACGCAUCGAAGGCUGGCUGCCAAGUACUCGCGAGCAAAUAUGGACCAGGAGAAGCACAUCGAUUCGCUGCCUCCCGAACCCAAUGAGUGGGAUUCUUGGACGCCUUGUGACCUGGAAAAGCCCUCCGGGGAGCCUCCAGGCGAAACUCAGGGUGUGGCACCUCAGGAUCCCCUAGAUCCUGGGCCACGUGACCAGGGGAGGUCCCCUAUGGCCCUUACUGAAGCCUCGCCAGCUAAGAACCCUUUCCACAUGGAGAUGGACCCUGAAAAGCCUCAGGAUGAACCUGUAGAUCUCUCACACCAGAAGGCUCAAGAUCCUCAGCUUUGUCAUGAAGAGAAGCACAAUGUGGCCUUAGGGGAUACAUCGCCAGCCUAUCUCCUGUUUCAGAUGAAGGCUAAAGAUCUCUCACAUCGGGAUCCUCAAAAUCCUAGGCCAUGUGACCUGCACAAGCCCCACAUGGCCUUAACUGAAGCAUCUCCAGCUUAUCUACAGACUCAGAUGGACGCUGUGAAUUCUAGAAAUGAAUUUGUAGAUAUUUUACCAAAGGAUCCUCAAAAUCAUCAGCUUUAUGAUAAGGAAAAGCCCAAUAUGGGCUUAGGGAAAACAUCCCCAGCUUAUUCCCAGUCUCAGGUGGAUGCUGUAAAGCCCAAAGAUGAACCAGUAGAUCGUGCACAUCAGAAGGCUGAAGAUUCUAAGCCAUCUAACCAGCAGGAGGGUUUAACUAAAACAUUCCCAGCUAUUCCCCUUUACAAGAUACCUCCUGAAAAGCCCACAGAUCAACCCAUAGAUCUUUCUCCUCCGAAACCUCAGGCUAAUAAACAUUUUCAGAUGGUCCCUGUAAGAACUGAAGAUCCUUCAAAUCAGGUCACUCCACCAUUGGGCUUAGCCAAGGCCUCGUCAUCUAAUACCCAAUUUCAGUUGGUUCCUGAAAAUCUGCAAGAUGAACCUCUAGACCUUUCACCUAAAAAUCGUCAAGCCCCUGAUAAGCCUCAAGAUGAACCUCUUGAUCUUUCACAUUCAAAACGUAAUAACAAGGAACCGUUUAAAAUGCCUUAUUUAGCUACAAGAAACUUUAAAUCGCUGGGCCCGCCUCCUGAGCCUCACGUUUUCUCUAUGUCCACCUCAAAACUGGCGUUUCUAGCUUCACGGAAGGCAUGUGCUGAGGAGAAACCCAUAAGUCAGAGAGUUUCUAAUGAUCUAGGCGAUCAAAAAACAGCGAGCUUACAUGCCAACCACUUGAACUCCCAGGAUGGUAAUGUUCUCCCUAUAACCACUACAAACCUGCAUUAUAAAGCUUCUUGGCAGGCAUUUGCUGAUGAGAAACCCUUUAGCCAGCCUAACACUGAUGAUGAUCUUCUCAGCGAUCCGGGUUUUUCGUCCUCACAUUCCAGGCAAGAGGGUGAAGAGAUGAAAAUGGGUUUUCCCUGCUUGCGCCAGCUUGAUGGGCCUCCGAGGAAGGAGCAGGAGCCAAAGGAAAGCCAAAGUAGCUGGACUACUGACCACAUACCCGACAGCAAGAAGGACUACAUGCAGCAGUGGCUCUUGGCAGUGACUGAAGCUAGCUUUUCGCAGGCCCAGAAGCCCAAGGAGUCCGAGGCAGAGGUCUUGCCCCUCAUGGCAAUUCCCGACAGCGACGACGAGGAGUUGCCUAAUGGCACAAAUCCCUUUGCCAGAGACAUCGAAAAUGCCCAGGAGGCGCCACAACUCGAGGUUCUAAGUCCCCAGCAGGCGGAGGAGCGAAUGGAUGACUAUCUACAGCGACUGCGGUUCCGUGUGGCCAUUCCAGAGAGCUGCUUGACGGAUGACAUUUUUAGGGUGGACAGACCCAGGGAUGCCGUCGUCCUGGGCAAGGAUCUGCCUCCCUUGCGUCUGCUGGACAACUGCAAGGAAAAGGACUACAUUGUGAUCUCAGUGUGUAAGGUCUAUAGCCCCUUUCAGUUCUGGUUCCAUUUCGUGAACCAGACGCACGACACCGAGUUGCUGGCCGCCAUGACGCGCGACAUGAACGCGUUCUAUAACCAUCAGCAGGACGCGAAGUACAGUAUCCCCGUCUCGAGGUACUACCUGAAAGCCGGCUAUAUUUGCGCUGCCAAUCAUCGGACGGGCUGGCGGCGGGCCAGAAUAUUGAUAACCCCGCCGAAAGAUGCCGAUCGGGUGUCCAUUUACUAUGUGGACUAUGCCUCGGCGGCUGAGGUGUCGCCGAAUGACUUGAAAUUCCUGCCCGAGUGGUUUGCGGAAACGCCGGCACUGGCCUUUCGGGGCACUCUCUCGCACAUCCAUCCCUUGGACAUUCACUGGCCGCCGGAUAGUACGCAGCAGUUCCGGCGCCUGGUAUUCCGGAGGCAUGUGCACGCCCAUGUCGUCGAGUUGGAUGUGGAGGAGGGCAUACUCUUCAUGCAGCUGUCGCAGAACAAGGAGUUUGACCCCUCGAUCAAUAGGAAGCUGGUGGACGCCAAGCUGGCGGGGGAGAGCCAAAACUACAGUCAGCGGCUGAUCGAUUUCAAUUGCGGAAGGCGACUUCGAUACCUAAGAGAGCGGCUGCCCAGCUUUCCCAUUCUGGAGGCGCGGCUGAUUCCCCUCAAGGACGAGGAGUUCGAGAUAGAGUUCGAUGACAUCAUCUAUUCGCCCUCCUUUUACGAGGACUACAAGCUGCCCGAGCUGGCGAACCCCUUUCGUUCUGGCCUCCUGGAAGCGCUGGCCGCUUGGAUGCCCGCCUAUCGAAGGGAUCAGGAGCACUGGUGCGAGAUUUACAAGAAGGCCGAUCAGAAACUGAGGGCAAAGGCCUUGGAAAGACAGAAGACGGCUCUUGAGAGGUAUGACAAGAUGAUGGCUGAGCGCGAGGCAGAAGAAAGGCGAGAAAUGCAGGAGAAACUAAGGAAUCCGAAGAAGAAAAGGGAGUUCAUGCUGUCGCUUCAACUAAGGGACGAAGAGGAUAUAAAGGUAGGGAAGCAGGGAGAGCAGGAUGAGGAGAAAAAUCCAGGAGACCAUGUUGAGGAAAAUAACAGGGAACUGCAAACGGAGGAGAAGGAACCAGAAGGCCAAAACGAUGACGAAACCCCAAGGGAAAGAGGCGAAGUGGAGUCAAAGGAGGAGGCAGGCCAAAAGCAUACUGGACUGAAAGUGGUAGUGGAGUCCAAGGAGCAAAUAGACCAAAAGGUUCUUAAAGAUGAUAAGAAGGAUACACAGUCAAAUGAGGGAGUAGACCCCGAGGAUUCAGAAAGGAAUAAGGAAAAUGAAGAGGGGGUUGACUCCAGGGAUGAAGUGGGGCAAAGAGAUGCUGAAGAACAAAUGGAGGAAAUUCAGCCAAUACAUCUAGAAGAGAAAAAGAACAACCAGGAGGAAGUAGACCAAAGAGAUCCCGAAGAGAAAGAGGAUGAAGUAGACCAGGCGGAGCCAAUUAAGCCCGAUCAAAUGGAUGAAUUAUCCAAGGACAUGGAACAGUUGCAGAUCAAAGAUGCCUUUCGAAGUUCAUUGUCCUCCAUUGACUAAACCUAAGCAAACUCUGUAGCAUGUUACUUGUGGAGCGAUCCCAAAAUCGCAUUUUUUAUCUAUCUCUGUUGAAUUUUACCCAAUGCUAUUUCAACUUGACAACGACUUCUUUUCGUACAAACUUUACUUAACCAACAAUGUGUUUGUUCUUAAUCUUAAAACAGACUCGGAAUAUUAAUUUAGACACUUAUGUUUUUGUUUGACAAUACAAGUUAGUUUUGUAUUUAAUAUAAGUCAUAUUUUAAGUAAGAAAGUCAUUUUUUUCCUUUAUUUUUUUAAACCGAUUCUUUUCUAUGUAUUUACUUUCAAAACCCAAAUCUAAAUACUAUGAAUAAAUAACUAAAUUUAUGAAAAGUAAAAACAAAAUUGAAUUGUUUGUUGGUACUUUGAUUUGAGAUUAAAGACCAGUAAAUUAGAUUAAAUAAGCAAACUAAAUUAGUGAAUGAAAAGCUCUGAAACAUUUUAGCUUUAACAUUAAAUAUGUUUAAACAA